Messenger RNA from Penicillium subrubescens, 552 nucleotides. RefSeq names its product putative extracellular thaumatin domain protein. The record is from RefSeq and is a predicted model, not a curated record. The transcript has a single exon. The coding region runs from base 1 to 552 and encodes 183 amino acids. Lineage: Eukaryota; Fungi; Ascomycota; Eurotiomycetes; Eurotiales; Aspergillaceae.
AUGAUGUUCACCAAGACUUUCGGCAUUGCCGCUGCCUUCGCUGCUCUGGCCUCUGCCCUCCCCUCCGGCAUGAACAUGAACAACAUGGUUCGCCGCAACAACACCGUCCCCGCUGGUGGCUCCGUUCUGAUCACCAACAACCUGAGCCACGACGUCUACGCCUGGUCCGUCACCGACACCGUCGGUCCCAUGCAGGUCCUGACUGCCAACGGCGGUACCUACAGCGAGGCCUGGAAGACCAACCCCAAUGGUGGCGGUGUCUCCAUCAAGUUGGCCACCGACCCCAACCAGUCUGAUGUCCUGCAGUUCGAGUACACCCAGGCCGUUGACACCAUCUUCUGGGAUCUCUCUUGCAUCGAUAUGGGCGCCAACUCCCAGUUCACCCAGUAUGGUUUCGCUGUCCUGCCCACUGACUCGACCUCUUCGUGCCCCUCGGCUGUCUGCAAGGCUGGUGACGAUGCUUGCAAUGCUGCCUACCUCAUUCCUACUGAUGACCACGCCACUCACGGCUGCCCCAUCAACACCGGUCUGGCUUUGACUAUUGGCCAGUAA